Candida tropicalis MYA-3404 is the source of this 3744-nucleotide messenger RNA. RefSeq names its product SKI complex RNA helicase subunit (gene SKI2). NCBI's taxonomy places the organism in Eukaryota, Fungi, Ascomycota, Pichiomycetes, Serinales, Debaryomycetaceae. The transcript has a single exon. Gene Ontology annotation, cellular component: Ski complex. The coding region runs from base 1 to 3744 and encodes 1247 amino acids. Gene Ontology annotation, biological process: nuclear-transcribed mRNA catabolic process, 3'-5' exonucleolytic nonsense-mediated decay. The record is from RefSeq and is a predicted model, not a curated record. Gene Ontology annotation, molecular function: ATP binding; RNA helicase activity; RNA binding.
AUGAUUAUUGAACAGGUAUCAGAGAGUAUUGACCCCAAUACUCAAACAAAGUACGAAUUUCCAGAACCAACUGCAAAGGAAAAGAUAAAUGACAUACAGCAAGACUUGUUACAACCGUUGCCAGAAAUCAAUUGGGAAAUAUUAGAUCUUGUUGAUAAACCUGUCGACAUCAAUCGUGAAGAAAUAAUUGAUAAAUUGGUUGUUAACCCAGAAAGAUUGAACCGAACGAGGUUUAGAUUUAAGAGAUCUGGUAUAGAUGGUCACAUUACUGGAUAUCAAGAGGAAAUUAAUUUGAAUGAAUUGGGCAAUUCCAACACGUCAUUAAGUAUUAAUCGUGGAUAUACAUCGAAAAGCGAAAGUCUUAGGGGGAAAACCAGUUUUUUGCCAUUUCAACCUGGUGGAUUGAUCCAACAAGCUGCCGCAGAUAGGGAAUCAAAGGAUUCAAGUUCCAAUUUGCACAGAAACGAGUACGGGCUAUUUGACGUCCCACCCGGAUUUCAACGUGGAUUGGAAGUCGGGUCAGAAAAAGCAGACCGGUUGGAUAUUGAGGAAUUAAAUGAUGACGGAACUGUAGAAGAUAAGGAAGAGAAAUCAAUAACAAUGAAACAACAUACAUUGGAUGAUGAUAAUGAUGAUGUGUCCUCUCACAAAGUGAUCACAUCAGAUGCACCAAAAGCUGAUAUUCCUUUUGAUACCAAAGAAAUUGAAGGAUUAGUUCCAUUUGAUUACUCAUCUUUUAAAUAUGAUGAUAGGAAAAACCCAUUAGAUAAACGUACUUGGGCUCAUGUUGUUGAUUUGGACCACAAAAUCGAAGAUUUCCAUGAAUUGGUUCCCAAUAUGGCGCGUACCUGGCCGUUUGAGUUGGAUACUUUCCAGAAAGAAGCCGUGUUUCACUUGGAACAAGGAGAUUCAGUAUUUGUUGCUGCCCAUACUUCAGCAGGUAAGACAGUUGUUGCCGAGUAUGCGAUUGCCAUGGCGCAUAGAAACAUGACCAAAUGUAUUUAUACAUCUCCCAUCAAGGCAUUGUCGAAUCAGAAAUUUCGUGAUUUCAAGGAGACAUUUAAAGAUAUCGAUGUCGGGUUGAUCACAGGUGAUGUACAAAUCAACCCUGAAGCCAAUUGUUUAAUCAUGACUACUGAAAUUUUGCGAUCCAUGUUGUACCGUGGAGCAGAUUUGAUACGUGAUGUUGAAUUCGUCAUUUUUGACGAGGUUCAUUAUGUGAAUGAUAUCGAUAGAGGAGUGGUUUGGGAAGAGGUCAUUAUUAUGUUGCCAGAUCAUGUUAAGUACAUCUUGUUAUCGGCAACAGUUCCUAAUACAUUCGAGUUUGCCAACUGGGUUGGAAGAACAAAACAAAAAGAUAUAUAUGUUAUAUCUACCCCAAAAAGACCUGUUCCAUUGGAAAUAUUCAUUUCAGCUAAAAAAGAAUUAUUCAAAGUGGUGGACUCUAACCGUCGAUUCAUGGAAAAUGAGUUCAGAAAGCAUAAAGAUUUAUUAGAAGCAGGUAAGAAGAAAACCGAGUUACAGUCGAUCACCAUGGGAUCAGGAAGUAGAGGUGGUCCAGGUGGAACAGCCAGAGGUGGAAAUAGAGGUGGUGGUAGAGGUGGUCGAGGUGGUGGUAGUGGUCGUGGUGGAAAUCAAGUAUCUAGAAGAGGGAACUUUUCUGGUCCAAGGCGAUUUGGUAACGAUGGACCAAAUAAAAAUACUUGGAUAGAUUUAGUGCAUUAUUUGAAACUGAAUAACUUAUUACCAGCUGUCGUUUUUGUUUUUUCCAAAAAGAGAUGUGAGGAGUAUGCCGACUCGUUGAAAAGUGUCGAUUUCAAUAAUGCCAAAGAGAAGUCUGAGAUUCAUAUGUUUAUUGAUAGGGCUGUCGGAAGAUUGAAAAAGGAAGAUAGAGAAUUACCACAAAUUCUUAAGAUUAGAGAUAUGCUUAGUAGAGGUAUUGCUGUACAUCAUGGUGGAUUAUUACCGAUUGUCAAGGAAUGUAUUGAAAUUUUAUUUGCUAAAUCAUUAGUUAAAGUAUUGUUUGCCACCGAAACAUUUGCCAUGGGAUUGAAUUUGCCAACAAGAACAGUUGUUUUUUCGUCCAUGAGAAAGCAUGAUGGUAGAAGUUUCCGUAACUUGUUACCGGGCGAAUUCACACAAAUGUCCGGUAGAGCUGGUAGAAGAGGGUUGGAUAAAACAGGUACUGUAAUUGUUAUGGCAUAUAAUGAUCCAUUAUCACCAACAGAUUUCAAAGAGGUAGUGUUGGGUACUCCAACCAAAUUGCUGUCACAGUUCAGAUUGACAUACAACAUGAUUUUGAACCUAUUAAGAAUUGAGGCAUUGAAAGUUGAGGAAAUGAUUAAGCAUUCUUUUAGUGAAAAUUCCACCCAAGUUUUGUUACCAGAGAACCAAAAGAAGUAUGAUCAGGUAACGAAACAGUUACAACAAGUGCAGAUCACACCAUGUAAAGACUGCUCCUUAGUCGGCACCGAAGACACGUGUAAGAUGUUGACAGAAUACGAAACCGUUUACGGUGAAUGUGUUGUUGAUAUACAUAAAUCCCCAGUUUUGAAGAACCAAUUAUUACGAGUAGGUAGAUUACUUUUUUUCAGAGACAAAGAUGGUGGUGGUUCAAGACUUGGAUUUGUUGUCAAAUCUGACAGUGCAAACAAUUCUAUUUUCAUUUUAACUUUCAAUCAUGGUAAAGAAUAUGAAGAAAGCAUUGAGAAAUAUAAAUUGCCUUACCUUCCAUUUGCUGAUUAUGUCAUGAGAAACUUUCCAAGAAUUAAGUUUUCUGGCGGUUUGAAGGUUGUGUCUGUGCCAUACGAAAAUGUUUGUUUCAUCGGCAGAUAUUCAUUAAAGGCAUCUAUUAAUGACAUUAUCAACAAUGAUGCUGCUGCAGUACUGGAAGCUUCAGUACAGAUUAAAAUUUUAAUCAAGUAUCAAAACAAGUUUGAAGAGUUGGCGUUUACUUACACCAAGCAGUUGUCCUUACAUGAAUUGGCGAUUAAAAAACAAAAGUUGUUUGAAACGAUAUUCAAUGAGAAGGCAUAUAGUUGUCCUAACUUCAAAAAUCAUUAUGCGGAAUAUCACGAAAGAUACUUGUUGACCCAAGAAGUUGAAAAAUUGAAACGAUUAAUUUCUGACGAAAAUUUGGAUUUGUUACCAGAUUACGAACAGAGAUUGCAAGUCUUGGAGACCAUGGGAUAUAUUGAUAACCAGCACAACGUGGUAUUAAAAGGUAGAGUUGGAUGUGAAAUCAAUUCUGGCUGGGAAUUAAUUAUCACAGAGUUGGUGUUGGAUAACUUUUUGGGUGAUUUCGAGCCAGCUGAAAUAGUUGCUUUAUUGUCGUGUUUUGUUUAUGAAGGUAGAACACAGGAGGAUGAACCACCAUUAAUAACACCUAGAUUAGAAAAAGGUAAAGCAAGAAUCUUGGAGAUUGCAGAGAAAUUGUUGAAAGUUUACGUUGAAAAGCAAGUGUUAUUGACUCAGGAAGAGGAGGAUUUUGUUGAAAGUAAACGUUUUGCAUUAGUGAAUGUUGUUUAUGAAUGGGCUAAUGGUUUGUCCUUCAAUGAGAUUAUGCAAAUCAGUGUUGAAGCUGAAGGUACCAUUGUUAGAGUUAUAACGAGAUUGGAUGAAAUUUGCCGUGAGGUGAAAAAUGCUGCUUUGAUCAUUGGUGAUUCGACAUUACACUUGAAAAUGGCAGAAGCACAAGAAAAGAUCAAAAGAGAUAUAGUCUUUUGUGCCUCCUUGUAUUUAUAG